AUGGCGAAGAAGUCUGAGCCCCCAUGUCAAGCUGAAGCAUGUGCGCUGCAAGAUUGCCUAGGGAAGAAUACAUACAGCCCCGAAAAAUGCGAUCGCUACAUGCGUGACUUGUACAAGUGUUGCGCUAAACUGUACGAUGAAACGAAUGACAAGGGAGAGUCUACUGCAUGUCCCAUGCCCAGUGUGGUCCGCAGGUGGCUACGAACUCAUGAAGAAAAGUGACUGUGCUGAAGCGUGGUUCAUAAAGUAAUUGUGAUCCGGCGUUCCCGCAGGUUUUGCGCGAUCGAACGGGACAAUGUAGCUUGGCCAGAUGACUUAAGCACAAGCCAUACCCGUGUUAAUCCUUGCACUCGCUCACGCUCAUGGACACCCAUUGUGAUCCCCGUUCUAUAUCAAGUUGUUCACGAGUCGAGUGGGUUUCCCAUGCAUAUCAUAUCUCGGAGUCUAAGCUAGACGACUUGCUCAAAUGUCCCACAAACGGAGCCACUACACACGAACCGUUCAAGUUGGAGAUGAAAUGAAAUGGAUAAUAGUCAAUAAAUAAAUAAAUACAGACAAGUCUAUAAGAAACCGAUUAUGAUAUG
Molecule: messenger RNA, 584 nt
Organism: Somion occarium
Lineage: Eukaryota; Fungi; Basidiomycota; Agaricomycetes; Polyporales; Cerrenaceae
Source: the annotation of a GenBank genome assembly